AUGUUGUUUCGUUCAUCAAAUCUUCGUAUUUUUGGUAUUUUGGCUCUUGUUGCUACGAUUGUAUAUGCACUCUUUGGACGAUGGUUACUUGCAUCCAAAUCUUUUUAUAAUAUAAAUUAUAAAAUAGAUUCUUCAUCAUCUUCAAUAUUAAGAAUCAUGCAAUCACAACAUAUUCCAUCCAUUUUUAUAGAUACGCCAAUGCGUGAGGAACUUGCUCGACUUUCCUAUGACUUUAUCAGAGUUUCGCCAACUGAACUAAAUCAACCACUAUCUACACGUGAAUAUAAAGCAGAAAUUUUACCUUAUGAUGAAAACAAAUUUCGUCAAUCAUCAACUCCUAUUCUAUGGCUGGAUAAACAAAAAGAUGUUCGAUGGAAUCAAGCUGCUGAACGUGCUAUGAUAGAUUAUCUUACUCAAAAGCAAUUUCCUAAUUAUAAUCGAAUUGCAAACUCAUCACUUAAUAAGCCAGAAGUAUUAAAAACAUGCAGUUCACGAUCACUCUUUGCUCUACAUCAGCAUUGGUCAGGAUUUUUUAGUCGUGUACUUUGUUUUAUUGCUCAAUUCGGUCAAACUCUCUAUACACCACGUAUAGCUGUAUUUCGUGGAAGUAGAUUUUCAAGUUCACACGGAGAUGUAGAUGAUUUCUUAGCUCAAGGUGUUAAACGUUUUUUUUUACCCAUGUCAAUUUGUACAGCAUAUGAAUAUCAUCCGGAAAUGGCAGAACUGAAAAAGCGUAUUGAAGAUUCACCAAAUCAAAUACUUAUAAAAACCAGCAAAGAAUUACAUAACAAUAGAAAUAAUAAAGAAGAUCGCGCUCUAUUCUCACUCGAAUUCUGGAAACUAGAUUAUCAUCAUGUACCUAUACGAAAGUGGUUAUUUGAUCGAAAGAAAACAUCGGUUUCAUACGAUUCUCCGAUACAUAUUCUUGCCGACCAUUCUGAUGAACAUAUAUAUGCACCGAAUAAUGAAAAAAAUGUCUCACUUGGUGAAUGGAUUGAUCGAAAUAAGCCAGAUGCAUUCUCGUCUGAUCUAUUACCAAAUGCUGGUCAAUAUAAAUUAACAUGGACAGAUUAUGUAUUUGGUUCGUUUCUUCGUUAUAUGUUUACUUUAUUUUUUGGUUCACAAAAUGCUCCACGUAUAGAAUAUGGCGUUAAAUUAGUUACUGAACAUUGGCUGAGCUAUUUAACUGACAAAUAUUCUAUUCCAGCUAAAACUAAUGUUUUUGAUAGACUUGCUGGCUUAUAUAUUCGUCGUGGUGAUAAAUCACCGGAAGAUUCAUUUUGGCGUCAACAUAAACAUUGGCGUAAUCUUUCUCUUUAUGUCAAAGGUAUUGUCGAUGAAGAACGACGUCGAGAUACGACUUAUCAAUAUAUUUUUGUUAUGUCAGAUGAUAGUUCUGUUGUAUCAACACUUCAGGAUUAUACAAAUCCACGUUCUCAAGGUACUGAUGAACCAUAUGCACGAAAACAUUUACGCGGACGAGAAAUUCUUUACAAUGUAUUAGCACCACAAGCAUGUUUUGAUCCAUUUGUUCGUAUUGGAUUUGAUCAGUUUCUUGUUAGUUUGAGAUUUUUAAUUCAACAUUCGGCACUUACAAUAGGUCAUAUAGAUUCCAAUGUUUUUCGAUUCUUACGUGAAGUUAAGUAUGCUCAACAACAACAACGUAUCGGCGUACAAACAUACACAUACACUCUAGAUGCUCCGAAUUCUUUGGAUGAUAAACCAUAG
Rotaria socialis is the source of this 1728-nucleotide messenger RNA. The record is from the annotation of a GenBank genome assembly. Lineage: Eukaryota; Metazoa; Rotifera; Eurotatoria; Philodinida; Philodinidae.